This is a messenger RNA of Stegodyphus dumicola, 2964 nucleotides long. RefSeq names its product tyrosine-protein kinase receptor torso-like. Gene Ontology annotation, molecular function: protein binding; transmembrane receptor protein tyrosine kinase activity; ATP binding. Gene Ontology annotation, cellular component: signaling receptor complex; plasma membrane. NCBI's taxonomy places the organism in Eukaryota, Metazoa, Arthropoda, Arachnida, Araneae, Eresidae. The record is from RefSeq and is a predicted model, not a curated record. Gene Ontology annotation, biological process: cell surface receptor protein tyrosine kinase signaling pathway; multicellular organism development; positive regulation of kinase activity.
GCAAGUGUCGCUGUGCUGGGGUACGAAGUCAUCAAGGUAACGAAAGGGCCGAUUCUUUAGCUAAAGAAGCCACAUGUCACCCCUUCAUCGACUCAGAGAUAGCUCUUUUCAUAGUCGCUGCCAAACACAAGAUCUUCUGCGCCUUCAUGUCCAUCUGGCAAGCUCGCUGGGACGACUCAGACACUCGUCGACACACCUACUCCAUCUUUUCCGUGGUUUCCACCAAAAGGCUCAAAGCAGACCUCUAUCUACAACAAGCUUUCACAAAUCACGGAAGAUUCCCCGCGUACCUCAGCAGAUUCUGCCAUCAAAACGUAAAAUGCGCCUGCGGUGCUUCAGCUUCUCCAGCAGAUGUUUCACAUUGGAUCCACGACUGUCCACGUACUUCUCCCAUCAGAGCCUUCCUUCCUCAGCUCCAGGGAUCACAUAGCCUCAAAGACCUUCUUCAGAAUUACUACGGACAGCGGGGCGUCAGAACUAUCAUAGAGGGAAGAGAGAUAUCUACCCUGUGGUUUGUACUGAAAGAUGUAGAAGAUACUGGAUGUAAAUCGUUGAAUGUAUAUGGACUUCCGGAUCCUCAGAUUUGCAAACGAUGUCUGAAUUCAGACAGAAAAUGAAUUUAGUUCAUUUAUUACUCAUCAUAUGCCCUAUUUGUUACGCAACGCCCUACUGUUGUCAACGGCCAUAUGAAUAUACAGACUUUUUUGCGAAGCUAGAAUGUAAUUUAUUCAUUUGUAAAUAUAUAAAAGAAGAUCCUGGAUCUAAAUGUUGUGAAGGUUCAAGCAAAAAAAUUAGUAAAAAUAACACAGAUACAUAUGAAAAUAUCUUCCAAAUUACAAAGCCUCAUUUGAUCUGUCAGACUCUGGAAAGAAGACAAAGGACUUUGACUGGCCACAUAUUGCUCUCUUGGUCUGUACUUAAAGUGACAGAAACAUCUCCAAUUUUUGCAAUAGAGUCAAGGCAUACAAAUGAUGACAACUGGCAUUUGAUUGGAAUGGCCAAUGAAACAGUAGCAGAGAUAAGAAACCUCACUCUUGGAGAAAAAUACCAAUUUCAAGUGACUCCUCUUAUGUCCAGUGAUUUGAUAUUACAGCCUGUAAAGUCAGAAUGGUUUACAAUACCUGCUAUAGGAUCCACCAUAAGUGCACCUGUAAAUGUACAUAUAUCUAGGUUUUCUUUGGUAGAUAAACGUGUUAAUGCUUUUGUGGAAUGGAAACCAUCUAAAGAAUUGCCUUGUGUAUACAGACUGUAUUCGUUACCUUCAGAUGAUCAUGAAAAUUAUGUUCAAAAAACAAUAUACUUGCCUAAAGAUAACUUGACUGCAGAUUUGGUUAGUUUGCCAUUUGAGACAAACUAUACACUUGUAGUAACUGGAUUGGAAAUGAGUGGCAUACGAAGAGCCGAGAAAAAUGAGAGAUGGUUUGCUACACCAUCAUGCCUUAAGCUGAAUGAAGGAAACUUCAGCCUUUGUGCUCCUGGGUUUCCUCAAAACUUUACUGCUGACUGGUAUCCAAUUACAUCUGAAGCUGUGCUGCACUGGUUACCUCCCAAAUAUACUUCUAAAAGGAAUCCAGUAAAAUAUUACUAUCUUUCAGUUUCUGAACUUGUUGGGCUACUACAAAUAAAACAGCAUAUGUAUUCUCUAGUUUUAGACUAUUGGCAUUUAAACACCACAAUUUCUGGUCUCAAGUAUAAUUCACGUUAUGUCUUUGAACUAAAAGCUGUGAGUGUAGGAGGAAGUGGAAAAUCUACUGUGGUUAAAUUGCUCACAAGAAAAUUAAAAUCUAAGAAUAUGUCACAUUGGACAGAUAUACUUAAGUAUAUUAUCCCACUUGUGUUAUUUUUGCUUCUGACCAUUGCUGGAAGUUUUUACUUUUUAAGUAGGAGGAAACUUCUAGUGAAGGAAAAGUUAGUGGCAAAGCCUUCUGGUACUGCUGAUGUUCCUGCCCAUUUGCUUCCUUUCUUAUUACCUCUGAAUAAAAUUGAGUUGUUAGAACCUCUAGGAGAAGGAGCAUUUGGUAUUGUUCAUAAAGGCAUCUUUCACAAAGGCAAAGACAAAGAACCAGUAGCGGUUAAAACAUUUAGACCAGACAGCAUUACAAGGCAUCAAUUGCUUGAAGAAGUAGCUAUUCUGCAGGAUAUUGGAAGGCAUAACAGAAUUAUCAAACUUAUUGGAUUCACUUUGGACAUAGAUAGGAUGUAUUUACUUCUAGAAUUAUGUCCACUAGGAGAUUUACGCACUUGGCUUCUCAAUGUAUAUGAAAAGCUAAAGAUUUAUCAUCGUACAAAAUUUUCAGUUACAGAUCGACCUCAACAAUACAGUACGACCUUGACAAGUGAGCAAGCAAGUAAUUAUCGGAAAAAAUUAGGCAUUUUUGUUUACCAAGUUGCUGAAGGCAUGGAAUAUUUAUCUUCUCUCAAAAUGAUUCACAGAGAUAUAGCUGCUCGUAAUAUUUUGUUAGAGACUGAAAAUUCUGUGAAGAUUUCUGAUUUUGGGCUGUCUAAAGAUGUGUAUACAACUAAAAAUUACAUUUCCUGCAGCAAUCAAAGAUUGCCGAUCAGAUGGAUGGCUCCAGAAGCAAUUGAAAGGAAAAAGUUCAGUACAUUUACUGAUGUGUGGUCAUUUGGUGUGUACAUGUGGGAAGUUUUCUCAUUAGGAAAAGAACCAUAUAGAGAUAGAACAAAUACUGAAAUUUUGCCAUAUCUUAAAGGAGGUAACAGGCUGGGAAAACCAGGAAGGUGCUCUCCAGAAUGGUAUGUUAUUAUGCGAGAUUGUUGGCGUUCUGUUCCAGAGUCAAGACCUCAGUUCAGAAAUCUUGUGCCAAGAAUUAGAGCUAUUAUUGAUAAAUAUUCUAAUUAUGAAUGCUCUAGCUAAGAGAAAUUUAAUUUUAAUGAAACAAGUUUAUGUAUUUUAAUGUAAAAUGUGGUAAAUAAAAAUAUAAUAAAUAUUGUUAUAGAAAAGAA